UCGUUAGUGUUUCCUGGGUAUUUGUUAUCCGUAAAUGAAUCACUUGACAACGAAACUCAACCACGAAACGAAAGUGAAGAAGUUUUACAUUUUAUUAAAGAUAUGGAUCGAAAAAUGAAAACAUUAAUAAGAUCCGUAGUCAAGUCUAAUUUACCUUACAUGUUGAAGAUGUCCGAAGAGGUGACAUUAUCUUUUUCGUGUAAGAGUAGUUUUAUGCGAUUCGUGCAAGAUUUGAUGAAAAUGAAAGUCUGGACGUUCAGCUUAUUGGAUUCUAUCGGUAAACCCCCCUCAGGAUUAUUAAAAGGAACACUGUGGAUGCAAGGUGAUUAUGACCAAUGCCUUGACAUCGAAACCAUGGAAAAUAAAGUUGUCAGAGGAAAAUUCUGUUCAGUUCUUAUGAAAUUGCCAAAGUUACAACAGGAUACAAUACAAAGAGUAUCCUCAUCUGACAUCACAAUUGUGCAAUUAUUGAAAAAUCUCUUUAAACCAGCUUCUAUAUCCCAAUUCCUGAGCAAAUUAAACACGUUGCGUUUAGAUGUUUGUAUUCCAAAUUCCUGUAGUGAAAAUGACUUGGAAAAUAUUGGAAAAUGGCUAAUAAGAAAAUUUAUAAAAGUUGAAGUAGAAUUCUGUAAAACGAAAGAAGAGAAGAAAGAAUAUUCAAUAUCGCAACUAAUUUGUUUAGCAGUGUUUAGCAGUUUAAUAAUUUGCAUAAUCUUAACUACGACCGUUGAUGCUUUGUUGAAAUUACAUAUAGUUAGCAAGAAAAUGGUAAAUGGAAAAAUAUUUGACAUUGUCGUAUCGCUAUCCGCACUAAGCACUGGAAGUAAACUGUUUUCUAGCAACAUUUACGAGGAGACAAAAGCGCUAAGUGGAAUCAAAAUUUUAGUGAUAUUUUGGGUUAUAUUUGGUCACAUUGUAACAUCCUUCGAUCUAAUACCGACCGUUUUGGAAAAAUAUUUGAAUUUAUUUGGACUGUGGAAUCACAUACCAAUGGAAAUUGCAUCUAAUUCAUUUGUAUUAAUUGAAAGUUUUUUCGUAAUUAGUGGAUUUCUGACAUUUUAUACACGAAAACAAAAAGCAAAUUCAAAAAUGCAAUAUGUGCAAUUCGUGAUAAACAGAGCUAUCAGGUUAACUCUACCAGUUCUUUGUGUUGUGGCCACGAUGAUUAUUUUACCUCUUUCUGGCGAUGGUCCACAUUGGGAAUACACUAAACGUGAAGCUGAAUUUGCAGAACGACAUUGGUGGGCAUUUGCAAUUCAUAUUCAGACUUAUAUGGGUUAUCCAUAUAACUUUCUGAAUCAUUUAUGGUUUAUGAGUAAUUUGAUGCAACUCACGAUUAUUACAGCACCAUUGUUAUUCGUGUGUGACAGAUGGCCAAAACAUGGUCUACUUCUAAUAUUUAUGUUAGUUAUUGUUGGCAUUGCCUCAUACGUGACUAACACGUUAAUGUCAGACAUCUUCCCUUUCUUUGGAUACUCUGUUGACAGGGAAAAAUUUUAUUCUUAUGUACAUAAUAACUAUCAAAGACCGUAUUAUUCGCAUCUCAGCUCCUAUUGCACGGGUUUACUAAUUGGAAUUAUUCUGUCAAACAAAGUGGAGCUGAAGAUUAAAAAAAUAUAUCGUGUAAUCUUCUGGAUAAUUUCGUUGUCUUUAUUGAUGUGUUCUACUUUUGGAUUGCACAAACAGAUCACUGAAGUGUCUCCAAACAAAUCCCUUAUUCUUAUUCACAGAGCUUUGUCGCCGUUUAUAUGGAUAAUUGGGCUUUCUUGGAUAUGUGUAGCUUGUAUAACUGGAUAUGGAGGUGUUGUUAACAGAUUCCUGUCUAUGAAAGUCUUCACCAUUUUAGAUCGUUUGAAUAUAUGGAUUUACGUGCUUCAUCCUCUAGUUAUACUUUAUAUUUACGCUCAGCUUAGAAAAGGUGCAAUGAUGACUGAACUAAAUAUGUGGAUGCUGUUCACAUUGGUGCUGUUCCUUUCGGUGAUUGUAUCUUUUUUCUAUUACAUCUUUAUCCAAGCUCCUCUCGACUUUCUGGCCCUCAAAUUAUUACGUUCAAAUUCAAAGAAGAGAGCUUCAGUCAAAAAUUGUCAAUUGACAACCAUAAGUAUGCGGCUUUAAUCCGGUCGAUAUAUGAACAUGUUAUGAAAAGCAGGUUAUUAGCUAUAUUGAAAUGUGUAUAACCGAUGUUUUAAGUACUUAUAUUAUGUAAAGAAAUUUAACACACAUUAAAAUGUAUUUACAUGUUAUAGCAAUCUAGUGAUAAUGAAUAUUUAGAAAUUUUGAUUUUGCA
Centruroides sculpturatus (bark scorpion) is the source of this 2287-nucleotide messenger RNA. RefSeq names its product nose resistant to fluoxetine protein 6-like. Gene Ontology annotation, molecular function: acyltransferase activity, transferring groups other than amino-acyl groups. The transcript has 15 exons. The record is from RefSeq and is a predicted model, not a curated record. NCBI's taxonomy places the organism in Eukaryota, Metazoa, Arthropoda, Arachnida, Scorpiones, Buthidae. The coding region runs from base 103 to 2115 and encodes 670 amino acids.